Messenger RNA from Clunio marinus, 270 nucleotides. Lineage: Eukaryota; Metazoa; Arthropoda; Insecta; Diptera; Chironomidae. The record is from the annotation of a GenBank genome assembly.
AUGAAGCUUCCAUUACUUCUAGAACAAAGCAAAAUUAGCGUUUACCAGAGAGCAGUUUCGAAGCUAAAUAGAAUCGUGUGUAGGAAGCUUUUGACUGCUUAUUCCAUGCGAGCAUUAAAAAUUAAGUCUUUGCCCAUGAGCUUGACGGAUCUCGAUUCAUUAUUGCGUUGUUGUUCAAGUCGAAGUCACUCUUUAAGUGCUCGAAAUGCUUCCAAAAAAAACUCCAAUCACGAUCAACUCGAUGUCAUCAUAAGCUUUUCAAUUAAGUGA